UUCCUCACGCUGACAGAUGAGUUUAAGUUCACUGAAGAGUCCCUAGAAGUACAGACUAGGAUAAUGGAGGUGUGUUGGCAACCUCUUCUCCUGCUGUUCUUCACUGCAGCGGUAACCGUGAAUAUACUGGGAAGUAAUGCUGAGGUUGUGGAAGAAAACACGCUGGUAAAGAACUUGACCAACCAGCUUCUGAAAGUAAUUCCCCGUAGCAACAACACUUCCUCUGUUACCACACUGCUGUUAGAAGGGAACCUGCUCUCUCUGAAUGAGGCUGACAGAGGAGCCCUGGCUAGUUAUCCCAAACUCAAAGUACUCCGCUUGGAUGGAAACCUGGUGGGCAGUAUACCAGCCAAGUACUUCUACGUAGUACCACUACUCAGAGUGCUGUCUCUGUCCAGGAACAACAUCAGCAGCCUGGACCCAGAGGCGUUAUCCGGCCUGGAUGUUCUGACCGAGCUGGACCUGUCCCACAACCUGCUGACAAGUCUUCCUACACAGCAGAUCCAGCUGAAAAAUAUACAGGUGCUGAACCUACAGGAUAACCCCUGGAAUUGUUCCUGUCCCCUGCUGAGCGGCUUUGAAAAGUUCAAAGCAGGGGGACAACAAGUCACCUGUGCUUCUCCAGAAAAGCAGGCUGGGAGAGACCUCUGGGAGGCUGCAAGCAUGUGUUUACCAUCAACACCCCCCAUCUUCACUACAACCCUAAGCAAACCAGUCAACUCUCAACAGCCUUCUGGCUCAUCAACCAUGCUGAAAACCACACAAAGCCAGAAGCACAUCGACAAAGACCAGAAACCUGUGCUCGGCCACACAUGGAAAUUCACAGCAUGUAUCGCAGCCUUGGCACUGUGCACCUCUAUGCUCAUCGUGUGUGGCGUAAAGGGGCCUUCCUGGUACAAGCUCUUCUAUAACUACCGUCACCGGAGACUGCACCAAGAGGAGGAUGAGGACGUUGUGUCAACAGUCUUCUCAGGGAGGUACAUGAACCAUCAGACAUUCACCUUCAAGCAAGAGAAUGGGCAGCUAGAGGAGGAGGAGGCGGAGGAGGAGGAUGAGUAUUUUGAGGAUCCAUACAUCAAGAGAGAAGACUGACAGAACCAUGAAGGAGCACAGAGCAGCUGGAAAACCAGAAAUAGGGCGAGGAAGCAAUCAUCACAGAUUUGUCACUUGUGUAAUCUUGAAAACGAGGUGCUCACUGUGGGCUGUUUUAUGGUGCGAAAAAAAGAAAAUGUCCUCUAGAUAUGUAGGGUAUAUAUUGCCUUAGUUGGGUAAGCUGUAAAAACAUUUAACUCUGUGUGUUCUAAGCACGCUGUUAAUAUUUUCUAUUCUAGGAGUCACUUAAAUGUUGUCCUGGCUCUGUGGCUCCUGCUGUUAGAU
Messenger RNA from Trematomus bernacchii (emerald rockcod), 1377 nucleotides. Its product is annotated as leucine-rich repeat-containing protein 19-like. Gene Ontology annotation, cellular component: plasma membrane. The transcript is spliced from 7 exons. NCBI's taxonomy places the organism in Eukaryota, Metazoa, Chordata, Actinopteri, Perciformes, Nototheniidae. Gene Ontology annotation, biological process: interleukin-8 production; positive regulation of non-canonical NF-kappaB signal transduction. The record is from RefSeq and is a predicted model, not a curated record. The coding region runs from base 64 to 1092 and encodes 342 amino acids. Gene Ontology annotation, molecular function: protein binding; signaling receptor activity.